Diospyros lotus (date-plum) is the source of this 2912-nucleotide messenger RNA. RefSeq names its product pentatricopeptide repeat-containing protein At5g16420, mitochondrial. The transcript has 2 exons. NCBI's taxonomy places the organism in Eukaryota, Viridiplantae, Streptophyta, Magnoliopsida, Ericales, Ebenaceae. The record is from RefSeq and is a predicted model, not a curated record. Gene Ontology annotation, molecular function: protein binding. The coding region runs from base 258 to 1910 and encodes 550 amino acids.
CUCAAAUUCUUAAGGCAUUCACACAAUUAGGGUUUGAGUAUUUGUGAAGAUGUGACUGUUAUCAAAGACAGAGAGGGCAAUAACGAGAGAGCGCGCCUCUGUAAUAAAUCAUUGGUAGUUUAUUAUUCGUGUAAAACUCCUCGUCGAGUGUGUCUCCCCUCCCAAGCAAGGCCUUAUGAGACAACCGGCAUUCUUCGGUUUCGUUCAUCAUCAAGCACCCACCCCCAGCCCCAACGUCUAAAACCUCAAGGCUUGAAAUGGUAACUCCCUUGCGAUCUCAACUGCGCCACCUUAAGACGGCUUCUGAAGCCGUUCUUUCUCUGUCCCCCGCCGUCGUCGACCCUUUCCUCGCCCACCCCUCCCACCGCCACCUCUCCGCCAUCGAAUCCAAGGACCAGCUCCUCAAAUCCUACACUGUGACGCCCCCAAUCAAUCCAUGGCCCCAAAAACUAUACCCCAAACGCCUUGUUUCCAUGAUCACCCGCCAACAGAACCUCGAUCUCGCCCUCCAAAUCUUCCACCACGCCGGCCACUACCACCCCAACUUCCGCCACAACUACGACACUUACCAUUCCAUCGUCCACAAGCUCGCUCGAGCUCGCGCUUUUGACCCCAUGGAGACCAUUCUGUCCCAAUUGCACCAAUCCGGCAUCAAAUGCGGAGAAAACCUCUUCAUCACAGUGAUUAGGAACUACGGCAUAGCCAGCCGGCCAAAAGAUGCCCUCCGCGCCUUCUUGCGCAUCAAGGACUUUCGCAUCAAACCCUCUGUAAGGUCCUUCAAUACUCUUUUGAACGCUUUGAUUCAAAACAAGCAGUAUAAAUUGGUUCACGCGUUAUUUAAGAACUGUCGGGACAAGUUUGGUGUGGUACCCAAUGUGUUUACUUGUAAUAUUUUGAUUAAAGGUUUGUGUAAGAAGAAUGAUGUUGAGGGUGCAAUUCGGGUUUUGGAUGAAAUGCCCGGCAUGGGAAUGAUACCGAAUGUGGUGACUUACACAACCAUCCUGGGUGGGUAUGUGUCGAGGGGUGACAUGGUUGGUGCCAAGAAGGUGUUCGACGAAAUUCUUGACAGAGGAUGGCUUCCUGAUGCGACCACGUAUACAAUUUUGAUGGAUGGGUUUUGCAAGCAAGGGCGUUUAAUUGAUGCAAUUAAGGUGAUGGAUGAUAUGGUGGAGAAUGGUGUUGAGCCGAAUGAUGUGACAUAUGGAGUCGUGAUUGAGGCUUAUUGUCAAGAAAAAAAGCCCGGGGAAGCCCUUAAUUUGCUUGAUGAUAUGCUUGAGAAGAAAUAUGUACCAAGUUCCACGCUUUGCUGUAAAGUGAUUGACGUUCUGUGCAGAGAAGGGAAAGUUGAGGAUGCUCAUGAGUUAUGGAAGAGGCUCUUGAAGAAAAAUUGCACACCUGACAAUGCCAUAUCGAGCACUCUUAUACAUUGGCUCUGUAAGAAGGGGGAAAUUUGGGAAGCAAAAAAGUUAUUUGAUGAGUUUGAGAGGGGUUCAAUUCCUAGUAUAUUGACUUACAACACCCUUAUUGCCGGAAUGUGUGAACGCGGAGAGUUGCAUGAGUCAGCGAGGUUGUGGGACCACAUGGUGGAGAAGGGAUGCGUGCCCAAUGCUUUUACUUACAAUAUGUUGAUUAAAGGGUUUUGUAAAGCUGGUAAUCCAAGGGAGGGAAUAAAAGUUUUAGAGGAGAUGUUGGAUAAAAGGUGUUUGCCAAAUAAAUCAACUUAUUCCAUCUUGAUUAAGGGAUUAUGUGACUCUGGAAUGGAAGCAGAAAUUACCAAGGUGCUUUCCAUGGUUGCUUCAAGUAUUGGAAUUGAUACUGAGUCUUGGGGUGUUUUUAUAGGCUUGAUCGCCACCAACUUGGAUGGCAUGGGAAGCGUUAUUGAUGAAAUAUUAUUAGAGGCUUCUUCUUAGAUUUUGUUAAUUAAAGUCAUAAUGUUGGACUGAUGAUUGGAACUUGGAAGCAUGCCUCUAAGCAGAAGGUCACAGAAUUAAAGAUACAAGAACCUUUUCUUCUGCUUCAAUUUAGUUUAUGAAUCCAGAACCUGUUGUAUAUUCAGUCACACUGAAUGGUUUUCCUUGGGGGUCUGUUGGUUUGAGCUCGCUCUGGCCAAAAAGUUGUUUAUGAACGCCUAAUUGAACCACGGAAACAAAUGGCAAGGUCUCGAGAAAGCAACAGCUCUAUGCUAGCACGGAUUGACUUGGUGACUGAGCUAUUGGAACAGACACAGCUGCCCCAUGAGCCAAUCAGGCAUGGUUUAGAAGUUGGAUGACUUAAAGCUAGAAAUUAUGAAUAUAAUGCAAACUCCUAAGAUUAAAUGAUCCCCACCUUCAAUUGUAAUUGGGAUGUGCAUCGUACAAAGACAAACAUGGUGAAUCAUACAUAUUCAGAUUCUUGAAGAUCUUUGAAUGGUAAAAUAUUAAGAAAAGGCAGCUUAGCCAGUGACUUUUGCAGAAGAGGAAUCCAAGACGCUGUAAACCAUAGGAUUCAAGUACAGGAAAUACAUAGCAGAAAGAAGGGAAGACUAGCCAUAAACAAUCGGGACAAAAGAAGCAUCAAUUGGGGCCAAACCAAUCAAGAUACAUCUGUUCAUCAUAACACAAUCCUCCUACUGCAAAAGAAAUGAGAUACGAACCAAGUUGUCCCGACAUGAACAAUCAAACUCUUCUUUUCACUAAUCCUAGUGGCCAUGGAUUAUCUAGUCCAAACAAUAUGGAUUGAAGUCUAUGAAUAGGGGUUAUUCAAGAUAGCUUUAAGGGCCUACAAUGGGGUUGUUGUUAGUGACUAUGUAAAGUCCACUCUAUGUAAGAGGUAAAUGAUACGAGGGUAGUGGUAAAAGUUCUAUGUAAGAGGUAAAUGGCACAAGGGUGGUGGUGAAACUCUGGUCCUAGUGAAUGCACAUUUGAGGUAGUAGA